AUGUCAGGCCAGAAUACUGGUCAUGGGAACCACCACAAUCAUCACCACCACCAUCAUCAUGGCUCGCACCAGCAGGAGCAGCGUAUUGGCAAGUAUCAAAUCAUCAAAACCCUGGGCGAGGGCUCAUUUGGUAAAGUGAAACUGGCUUAUCACGUCACAACGGGCCAGAAAGUGGCGCUUAAAAUCAUCAACAAGAAAGUGUUGGCCAAAAGCGACAUGCAGGGCCGUAUUGAGCGGGAAAUUUCGUACUUGCGGCUGCUGAGACAUCCACACAUCAUUAAACUCUACGAUGUGAUUAAAUCCAAAGACGAGAUCGUGAUGGUGAUCGAAUACGCCGGCAACGAGCUCUUCGACUACAUUGUGCAGCGGGACAAAAUGAGCGAGAACGAAGCCCGUCGCUUUUUCCAGCAGAUUAUCAGUGCCGUGGAGUACUGUCAUCGCCAUAAGAUCGUGCAUCGAGACCUCAAACCGGAAAACUUGCUUCUUGACGAGCACCUGAACGUCAAAAUCGCAGACUUUGGCUUGUCGAACAUCAUGACAGAUGGUAACUUUCUCAGGACGUCGUGUGGCUCGCCCAACUAUGCUGCCCCAGAGGUCAUUAGUGGGAAACUGUACGCUGGGCCAGAGGUAGACGUGUGGUCUUCCGGUGUAAUACUGUACGUGAUGCUGUGUCGUCGUCUGCCGUUCGACGACGAAAGCAUACCGGUGCUUUUCAAAAACAUCAGCAACGGUAUCUACACGCUGCCCAAGUUUCUGUCGCCAGGUGCGUCCAAUUUGAUCAAACGUAUGCUUAUUGUGAACCCGUUGAACAGAAUCACAAUUCAUGAAAUUAUGCAAGACGAAUGGUUCCGGGUGGACAUGUCGGACUAUUUGUUGCCCGUGGACCUGAGGGCCGAGAACGACGCUCAUCACGACGGCGAAGACCAUGGGCAAGGCGACGAGGAUGAAGAGGUCGAUGACUCUUUGGUGACGAUACUUACGAAAACCAUGGGCUACGACCGCGACGAAAUCUACGAGGCCUUGGAGUCUGAGGAGGACAACCCUGCGUUGAAGGAAAUUAGAGACGCUUACUCAUUGAUCAAAGAAAAUAAGUCUUUGAUCGACGACCUGAAAAACAACAGGGACCAGAGCAACGAGCUCGACACUUUUCUGUCACAGUCGCCUCCGACCUACGACCAAAAACCACAACGACCAUCUGUGGGCUCCGCUUCGCAGAGAUCCCGCAAUCACCGCCACGUUAAGAAAAGCCAGCAACGCACGUACCAGUCGCCAUUCAUCGACCAGGAAAAGGACGAAGACAGCACAAUAGCCAUUUUGCCCAGCUCCUUGCCGCAGAUGCAUCGCGCAAACAUGCUAGCAGAGGGCUCUCCUGCGGCUACCAAGAUCUCGCCGCUUAGCACCAAAAAGUCGAAAACCAGGUGGCAUUUCGGCAUCAGGUCUCGUUCUUAUCCGCUGGACGUGAUGGGCGAAAUCUACAUUGCCUUGAAGAACCUAGGUGCCCAAUGGGCUAAACCUUCUGAAGACGACCUAUGGACCAUCCGAGUGAGGUGGAAAUACGAUAUGAAGCAACCUGCGAACGAAAAGAUUCCUGAUCUCAUGAAAAUGGUCAUUCAGCUGUUCCAGAUCGAGGCCAACAAUUAUCUCGUGGAUUUCAAGUUCGAUGGAUGGGAGAACAGUUACGGCGAGUCCACUCCUGCGGCCAACGAAGAUGAAAUGAGCACAUUUUCCGCUUACCCAUUUCUGCAUUUGACCACAAAACUCAUCAUGGAGCUAGCAGUCAAUAGCCAAGGCGGCUGA
This is a messenger RNA of Lachancea meyersii CBS 8951, 1797 nucleotides long. NCBI's taxonomy places the organism in Eukaryota, Fungi, Ascomycota, Saccharomycetes, Saccharomycetales, Saccharomycetaceae. The record is from the annotation of a GenBank genome assembly.